This is a messenger RNA of Labrus bergylta (ballan wrasse), 3465 nucleotides long. RefSeq names its product Tax1 (human T-cell leukemia virus type I) binding protein 1b (gene tax1bp1b). The record is from RefSeq and is a predicted model, not a curated record. Lineage: Eukaryota; Metazoa; Chordata; Actinopteri; Labriformes; Labridae.
GUUGUUAUUAUUCCAGGAAGAGGACGCGGGGAAAGCACUGAACUGCGUCAACAAUUGUUUUUAUGAUACUUUCAAAUUCCAGGUGUAAUUCGACAUGGCAACUGGCCACUGCUGAGUGAUUUAUGGCACUGUUCCUGGAAGGGACUUUACUAAGCAACAACAUGGACACAUCAAAUUUUGCUCACGUCAUCUUCCAGAAUGUGGGUAAGAGUUACCUGCCUCAUGCUGCGCUGGAAUGUCACUACACCCUGACGCAGUUCAUCAAACCUCAUCCCAAAGACUGGGUCGGCAUAUUUAAGGUUGGUUGGAGCACAGCGAGAGACUAUUACACAUUCUUGUGGUCGCCUCUCCCUGAGAACUAUGUGGAGGGAACCACAGCCAACCGAACAGUGGUCUUUCAGGGAUAUUAUGUGCCCAACGAUGACGGUGAGUUCUACCAGUUCUGUUACGUGACCCACAAAGGGGAGAUCCGGGGAGCCAGCACGCCUUUCCAGUUCCGCGCCAACAGCCCUUCAGAGGACGAGCUGCUGACAGUGGAGGAUGAAUGCAACUCUGACAUCCUGGUGGUCACCACCAAGGCCGGUUUCUUCGAGCAAAAGAUGGAAGAAGCCCAGAGAGAGAAAGAAGAGUUGGUCAAAAACAUGGCCCUCCUGCAGCAGGAGAAGGAUCAGCUGGAAGCUGAGAAGGAGAGUCUGCAGAAGGAGUUUGAACAGGAGAAAGAAACCUGUGUCCAGCUGAGACGAGAGAACCACGAGGUGCAGAAUUCAUCCCAUGCCCUCCAAGAGGAGAAAGAGGAGGUAAAGAGGAGGCUGGACGAGGCCACAGCCAGAGUUAUACAGCUGGAGGAGGACUUGAUUGGAGUCACUCAGAAGGGCCUUCAGAAAGAAACUGAGCUGGACAAUCUUAGGGAUCGAGUGAAGAAGCUAACAGCUGAGAAGGACUUGCUUGAAUCCCAUCUGAAAAAUGAGAAAGAUGAGAAAGAACUGUACAAGAUUCACCUAAAAAACCGGGAGCUUGAAAACACUAAAUUAAGUGCAGAGCUGCAGAUGCUGAAGUCUGUGGACGUGAACAAGGAAAACACAAUUGCCCAGUUUAAAGAGGAGGUGGGACGUCUGCAGGCAUGCCUCACUGACAAGGAGAAACAGUACAGAGAGAUCCUGGCCAAAGUUCCCCCCUUGGGAGAUAUGAAGGCCCUGAAGGAGCAGCUGCGGCAGAAGGAGGAGCAGCUCCAGGCCAACCAGCAGCAGUCCUCCUUGUUAGCUGCUGAGCUGAGGGACGCCUCCAGCACCAGAGACCGUACCAUGUCUGAGCUCUACCACAUGAAGCUGGAGGCAGAUGCCCUCCGUCAGGCCAAAGCUGAAGCUCAGGCCCAGUGUGCCCGUCUGGAGCGCCUGGUGGAGCAGAUGAAGGCAGAGGCAAAGCAGGAAGCUGCCAAAGCAGAAGAGGAAGCGGCUGCAGACCCAGCUGUUGUAGCAGAGCUGCAGAGAGAAGUGGAGGACCUGAAGCUGCGGCUGCACAUGGCAGCAGAACAUUACAAGGAGAAAUACAAGGAAUGUCAGCGCCUGCAAAAACAAGUGCUGAGACUCUCUGAACAGCCAGGGGAUGUUAAGAGAACCUCAGUUCAAGAGGCAACAUUACUUCCUGCAUCAGGGAGUCCAGAUACAUCAGUACCAGGGAGUCCAGGUUCAGCUGAUCCCAUGCUGGAAGCCAUCAUCCAGGAAAAGCUCAAAGGCAUCAGCAGAGAGGCGUCUGACAGGAACGACAAAUACAGAAAAUGCAAGCAGAUGCUGGUGGAGGAGAAGGAGCGUAGCUGCAUGUUUGCUGAUGAGCUGGCAAAGAUGGAGGUGAAAUUUAAGGAGCAACUGAAGACCAAUGAAAACCUGAAACUGCAGUUGGCAGCAGAGGAAGAUCGCUAUAAGAGCCAAAUAGCUGAGAAGGGACGGGAGCUGAAGGAGCUAAAGGACACACUAUCACUUUUUGUUAAGGACAAGGAAAAACUGGAGGGGGAUCUCCAGAAAGGCACCAGGAAGGGUGAUCAGGGCGUGGGUGAGAAAACCAGUCCAGACGUCACACAGUCCAGUGUGCCUUUAUUCCUGCAGUAUCCUGUCCCUUACGCCCAGGAUGCCCCGACCCCUCUGCUGGUAUCUCAGAGCCCAAGCAAGCUGCAGUUUGGAAACCCUUACUCCCCCUCAGACUCAAAAGAUGAGGAAGAUGAGGAGUUCUCAGAUGACCAGCUGCUGAGGCUGCCCCCUGUGGGCCCACCCUCCUGGGACAGUAAUGUGGUGUGUAUCCAGCCCACACGCAAUUCCAGCAGGCCAGAAGGCCAUGAAGAAUCAGAGGAGAAGCAGAACAACAACAAUGCUAAUACCAACGAGCAGCCUGCAGCAACUGAAACACACAGCCCAUUUGUGAAUGAUGGACAAACUGCCUUCUGCUUUGAUCCAAGCAUGGACAUGAAGCGGUGUCCACUGUGCGAGGUCAUCUUCCCGCCCAACUACGACCAGAGUAAGUUUGAGGAGCACGUGGAGAGCCACUGGAAGAUUUGCCCAAUGUGCAGCGAGCAGUUCCCGCUGGACUGCGACCAGAAGGUGUUUGAAAAUCACGUGCUCACUCACUUUGACGGCCACCCGCUCAACUUUGAUUAGAGAAACAUAAAAAAAAUCUGCACAUCCUGUCAGCCUACUUCCUGUCGCCAACGAAAUAAUUCCCUGCACAUUUUUCUGCAUGUAAUGGUGUGAAGAUCCAGUCUUUAGGACUAUAACGACUUUCGCUUUGUUACUCCAGCUUAGAGAAACACUUUGAAUUGAUGUGACAUUUUAAAAUGUUCUAAUUCGGUGUAUGGGUCAGGGCUUCUGAAUCUGUUGGCAGAUCAGACAAUUUUUUUUAUUAUAGGUGAAAUGUUUCCCUUCAAUUGGAUUUGAAGACUAAUUUAAGAUGAUAAUACUGUUUUAAGAAUAAAUACUGACUUUAAAUGGACUCAGCUUUUAGCCUGCAGGAUGUAACGAAUCAGGGACAGAGAUCAGUGUUUACCAAACUUACAUUCAAGACAUCAAACCAAAUGGUCCCCCCUUAAACAUCACUGUACAAGAGAUUUACUCAUUCUUUAUAAAUAGCAGCCUUGGGGCACUGAAUGCAGUCAGGGAGAAAUCAUCAGUGAUUAUACAUUAUAUCAUCAGAUCAUCUAUUUUAGAAUAAUUAAAGCCAAUGACAUUGUGAAAGCCUUGAUUUUUUGUUUAUCAUAGGUUUGUGUUCUGUUAGGUUCACUUUGUUUUGAUUUAUUUGUUUUUUGUGUCUUUAAGAACUUUCAUAUCAUCAGCUAAUCAGUGCAUGCUGAGCUUAUGUUAAACUUCCUUCUGUUUAUUUCCUUCUUUUAAAGCAUUAAGUUAUUUUACUCAUAGAAAUAUCUCAUUGGUAAGGUGAGUUUCAUGUAUCAAAUAUAAACUAAUAAAGUCUGUUCGAAACUGA